Penicillium oxalicum is the source of this 1983-nucleotide messenger RNA. RefSeq names its product nuclear protein localization protein 4 (gene npl4). Gene Ontology annotation, molecular function: ubiquitin protein ligase binding; ubiquitin binding. Gene Ontology annotation, cellular component: nucleus. The record is from RefSeq and is a predicted model, not a curated record. Bases 1 to 1983 code for a protein of 660 amino acids. The transcript has 4 exons. Gene Ontology annotation, biological process: ubiquitin-dependent protein catabolic process. NCBI's taxonomy places the organism in Eukaryota, Fungi, Ascomycota, Eurotiomycetes, Eurotiales, Aspergillaceae.
AUGGCAUCUCGUCCCAUUCUCCUGCGGUUCGAAAGCAGAAACGGCCAAUUUCGUCUUACGGUCAACCCAGCAGAUCAGUUUCCAUCUCUCCAAGCAAAGAUUGCCGAAAACCUUCCAUCAGAUGUUGACCCCUCAUCCAUAAUUCUGUCCAAUAAGCCUAUUGGCACCGGCGGCGAGGAGCGAGAAUUGGAAGCAUUAGGUGGAGUGGCUAUUGCGCAGGUUGGCCUCAAUCAUGGAGACAAGCUCUUCAUCGGUUAUCGGGAGAAGGCCAGCCAACAAAAUGGCACCACAAAUGGAACCUCGUCAGCACCCUCCGAACGUCGCUUGAAUGGGGCCCCCGCCCCUCCAACUCAGACCGUGCCAAUCUACGCUCAGCCAACGUCACCUACUCUCAAUGUUUCGAAUCCAUGGGAUGUGGUGCGACAGUCCCCGCUCGACGAUCGUCUUGAUAAAAAGGAUGGCAAGAUCAAGCGGGACAAGGACCAACGAAUGUGCAAGCAUGGGCCUCGCGGGAUGUGCGACUAUUGUAUGCCACUCGAGCCAUACGAUGCCAAGUAUCUCUCCGAGAAGAAGAUCAAGCACCUCUCCUUCCACUCCUACCUUCGGAAAAUCAAUGCUGCGACGAAUAAGCCCGAAAUGAAAGCGUCCUUCAUGCCACCCCUGAAUGAGCCAUACUAUCGAGUCCAAAAAGAUUGUCCUUCGGGGCAUCCCGCAUGGCCGGAAGGCAUCUGUACCAAGUGCCAGCCUAGCGCCAUCAGUCUGCAGCCUCAAGAAUUUCGUAUGGUUGACCAUGUGGAGUUUUCGUCACCCGACUUGAUCAAUUCUUUACUCGACUUCUGGAGACGAUCGGGCGCGCAAAGAUUGGGAUUUCUGUAUGGAACAUACGAGGAGUACACUGAGGUGCCCUUGGGAGUCAAGGCGGUCGUUCAGGCCAUUUACGAGCCCCCACAGAACGGCGAAAUUGACGGAGUGACGCUCCGCGAGUGGCAUAAUGAGAAGGAGGUAGACGACGUUGCCCAUCUCUGUGGCCUGCAAAAGGUGGGGGUGAUCUUUACCGACCUCCUCGAUGCUGGCCAGGGCGACGGUUCUGUGGUUUGCAAGCGACACAUCGACUCAUACUACCUGUCAUCUCUCGAAGUUGUCUUCGCGGCACGCCUCCAGUCGCAAUACCCCAAGGCCACAAAGUGGAGCCGCAGUGGACGGUUUGGAUCUGACUUUGUCACAUGCGUACUCAGUGGCGAUGAGACCGGUGCCAUUGCCGUCAGCGCAUACCAGGCAACGGUCUCGGCAGCCGAGAUGGUUCGAGCAAACAUCAUUGAACCGUCGGCUGAGCCGUCUGUGAUGCUGGUCCAGUCCGAGGACGACGACGGCGCGGGUAGCAAAACAAGAUACAUUCCUGAGGUCUUCUACCGCCGAAUUAACGAAUACGGUGUGAGCGUUCAGGAAAAUGCCAAACCCAGCUUUCCCGUGGACUACCUCCUGGUCACACUGACACACGGAUUCCCCACCGAGUCGAGCCCGCUGUUCACGCACAGCACAUUCCCAAUUGAGAACCGCGAGAUCAUCGGCGAAAGCCAAGAAUUGCGACAUGUGGCCAAACAGCUCAUGUCACAUGGUGACUCGGACAAAGCCACGCAGGGCGUUUCGGAUUUCCACCUCCUGUGUUUCUUGCAUGGUCUAUCGACGUUCAACAAGGACGAAGAAUCCUUGCUCGGCCGAGUCGCAACGACUCACGACUCCACGGAUGGACUGCAGCUGCUGAAUACCUCGGGUUGGGCAACGUUGAUGACAAUCCUUGAGGAGAGUGGUGAGCGCCCCCCUAAGCGCCCCUGGCCUACCACGGCCGAGGCCUCAUCCCGUCCGGCCCCCCAUCCUGGUAAACGGCGGGUGCAUUCGCCCGCCGUGCAUCCACCCCCAUCCGUCUCUCCCAAAUCCGACGGUGAACAACUUGCUAAGAGGUUCAAGGGAACUAGGUUAGAGUGA